Molecule: messenger RNA, 1787 nt
Organism: Sinocyclocheilus grahami
Lineage: Eukaryota; Metazoa; Chordata; Actinopteri; Cypriniformes; Cyprinidae
Product: bone marrow proteoglycan-like
Exons: 7
Coding region: 795-1724 (309 amino acids)
Source: RefSeq, a predicted model, not a curated record
CCCAGCAAUGGGUUGUAUUUAACCCAGCAUUUUUUAGAGUGUGCAAUUAAGAUAACAUGAUAGAGAUAAUAUGUCGUUUUACAGCUUUUCUUCUAUGGGUUUAGGUUUCAUAUGAACAGGGCUGCAUUGUUCAUGCGUAAUACUUUUGAGACCUCACACUCACUCUGAGGCUUGUGGGUAUGAAACUUUUGAUGGCUGCUUUAUCCACAGUAUUCCUUUCCUCAGUAUGACAUGGCAUUUUGAUAUACCCGUUGCUUAUAACACCUGUCCACAGUGUCAGUUGCUGUGCUGUUGUCAAAUCCACACAUGAUGUUAGCCUAUGCUCCCACACACACACUCCACUCCGCUGUUAUUAGUAUGGGAAAAUGUAACAGUACUGAUAAAUAAAGAGCCUGUGUGUUCAAGCUUUUGACAAGUAGUAUACAGAGAGACUGCACAAUUAUGUCCUCUUUGUCCUGGACAUGUUCUGGGCGUGAUUUCUAAAUUGCCUAGCUUUGGGUUUUAUCUUUGUUUUCCUAUAUUAGUUUUAUACUCGCUGAAGAUAAUGACUGAAGUUUGACCAAUAGAGCACAGGCUUCGUACACAAUCAACCAAUUGUGGUGAGCGAGAAGAUAGGAUCUACAGAGAACGGUCAAAGCAUGCGAAGAUAAGACAAAGGCCAUAAAACUGUCCUAAAGGUCUUUUAUAAGAAGCACUGACUGGAUCUCACAGCACUGAGAGAAACGCAGGUGAAGAGUCAAUACAGACCAACAAGAUCAACACAUGAAAGCAACUCUUAGAAGAUUUUUGACAAGAUGAGAAAAUUACUCUUGCUGGUUCUCACCAUAACAGCUUCUGCCAGUCCACUUCAGGAUGAGAAGCUUCCUGAUCAAGUGGUGAAGGUGCCGGCGGUUGAGAAAGAACCAAGGGUAGAGCACACAGAAGCAGAGCAAGGUCCUCUAAUGCAGGAUGAAACUGUUGCAGAUUCACGUAUGUUGGAGCCUGAUUCAGUGCUGCUGGGGCCAGAGACAACAGAGGAACACAGAGUACCAGAAGAGACACAAGUGAUGUUGGAGGAACCGAUGCUAGAGGCAGAUUACCUGACUGAAGAGAUGCCAGAGACAGAACUAGAGCCUGAGCCAGAAAUAACUGCCAUUCAGAUGAACAGAAACAUCAUACCUGUGGAGGAAGCUGUACAACAGUUAGAGUCUGAAACUAAUAUAGAGGUGGAAGAUGAAAAAGAAGAAAAUGUAGUAAAGGAGGAGCCUACACUUGAGGCUGAUUAUAUAGAGGUUGAAGAUCCAGAAAUACAAAUGGAACUUGGGAGGGAAAGACGAAGGACACAGAUUGGGAGAUGGACUUGUAGAGGAGUUGUCCUACAGGGCAAAUGUUACCAGUACUUCACAAGAAACCUUGAUGCCUAUACUGCUGAGUUACAAUGUCAAUCUAUCUGCCCCAAUGGCCACCUGGCCUCUGUGACAAGCAGCUACAUUCGUGACGGAAUGGGCAAGUUAAUGGACCGGUAUGGCGGGCGCACUCGCGCAUGGCUUGGAGGACGGAGAAUCAUUGGUACAAAUAAUUUUGUUUGGUUGGAUGGAACGCAGUGGAGCUAUAAUGGCUGGGCUUUUGGAGAGCCCAAUAAUGCUGGUGGGAUGGAGAAUUGCGUGGAGACGUGGAAUGAUCUGGCGUUCAGUGAUGUACCAUGCGCAAUACCCAAACCGUUCAUCUGUUCCUGUCCAGUUUAGACAGCCAGAAGGUUAACCUAACCUGCUAUACAGUAACUUAUGAAAAAAAUAAUAAUUAAUUAU